AGUUCUAUGCAAACAACUAUGCCAUCUAGUUCUUGAAUUGCUGUCUUCUGGUACAAGGCCUGUUCGAUUUAUCUCCUUUAAAUAAGCAGCCACCUGCCAAUUCCACCAUCUUAAAGUGGCAUGGUAGCGUAAACUAAUUACAUUCUUUCACCAUGAGCAUAAUGAGCCACACACACACAUGCCACUAAUCACUUCACAUAGCUUUAAUCAUCAUUAUAAAUCCGUUACAGAGGGCCAACAUACCCCAUCUAAAGUUCUAAAACACAUGCAAAACAAGCACUUGCAUUGCUUUCAUCAUUACCAUAAUUUCUGUUUUAUCAUGUCUUAGCGUAUGUAUCUUCCAAACUUCCGUUCUCGUGAUUUCUCCUCACCCUUUCUUUUCUGCACCAUUACUUCUCUAAAGCAGGACGGUGUAAUCAUCAUCACACUCAGAAAUAUCACUUAAAGAAACCUUACAUUCCUUACCUCCCACGUCAAUCAUCAAUCUCUUCUUCACAUUAAAUGAAACACCCACAUCACUCCCUCUGUACUUUGCUACAAAGUAACAUACAAUCUUCAACAAACACCUAAGCCUUUUAAGUAUGAGUAUCAGAACUUUCUCCUUUUGGCUCUUUGCCUCUGCCAUUGCUCUAAUUUCCAUUAUAAUUUCGCUCUAUGCAAUCCUUCCUUCCUCUCUGACAACCACUCCCAUAGGUGUUCCCGAUAAUUUUCAGCUCUUCAUUCUCAGAAGGGUUUUCAAGCAAACUGGUUUAGAGGACGACCUAUCAAGGAUAUUGUCUAGACAUCACCACCACCACCACCACCACCACCACCACCACCACCGGAAGAAGCACAAAUGUGACAGGAAUUCAUGGAAGUCUAGGAUUAUAUACCGUUAUAGAAGGUUAAUAUACCAUUAUAAAGUGUCUUGUGUUCUGACAGUAGACAUGAAAGGUUGUGGAAAUUUUAGCAGUGUUCAGAAGGCAGUUGAUGUUGCCCCAGAUUUUAGCCCCUCCCCAACCCUCAUCAUAAUCGAUUCUGGUACCUACAGGGAGAAGGUGACAGUGCAUACUAACAAAACAAACAUAAUAUUUCAAGGUCAGAGUUAUCUCAACACUGCCAUAGAAUGGAAUGACACUGCAAAUUCUACUGGAGGAACUGUCUACAGUGCUUCAGUUGCCAUCUUUGCACUUAACUUCACAGCUUACAAUGUUAGCUUUAAGAAUGCAUCUCCUUCGCCAUCUCCAGGGGAAGUGGGAGGGCAGGCAGUAGCACUUAGAAUAGCAGGUGAUCAAGCUGCUUUUUAUGGGUGUGGAUUUUAUGGAGCUCAAGACACACUUCACGAUGAUCGUGGGAGGCAUUAUUUUAGAGAAUGCUUCAUCCAAGGAUCUAUUGAUUUCAUUUUUGGAAAUGCUAAAUCACUUUUUGAGGGCUGCAUCAUCAAUUCCAUAGCAAAACCUCCAACAGCAGGAGUUAGUGGAUCAAUUACAGCACAAGCAAGGCAAUCCAUGAGCGAGCAAACAGGGUUUUCCUUUGUGAGUUGUAGCAUUAAUGGAAGUGGGAAAGUAUGGCUUGGUAGAGCUUGGGGUGCAUAUGCCACUGUAGUAUUUUCUAAAACUUACAUGUCCAAUGUUAUAUCCCCAGAUGGUUGGAACGAUUGGAGAGACCCCUCUAGAGACCAGACAGUGUUCUUUGGAGAGUACGAGUGCUAUGGACCUGGAGCAAACUACGCAUUUAGAGUAGCUUAUGGGAAGCAACUAUCUGAAUAUGAAGCAUCUCCUUACAUGAACAUUUCAUACAUAGAUGGAAAUCAGUGGCUUCAUCUUCAAAACCCUAUAGCCAUCUUUCCUGAUGAUGACGAUGAUGGGCACCAAGAAUUUAUACACACUUUCUGAUUAAUAUAUAUGUCUAUGCACCACUUUCUGAUGCAUGUUAGAGAGAGAGAGAGAGAGAGAGAGAGAGAAGGGUCACUUUGGAUUAACAUAAAACUGAGAGAUAAGCCCCAUGUCCCUAUUGGAGACAUUUCCCCUACUGACCAUUUCACAAAGCUGCCCAUGGUUUCACAUUCUCAAUAUAUAAUUCUUAAUCAUAAACUAUCCUUUUAUUACAUUUUGGUCAUUUUGUUUUUAAAUAGGCGUUUUGGUUUAAUAAAUCCAAACCUUUGUAACAUUUAACGUUUUAAUCCAAAUCUUUCAAUUUUGGAUCAAUUGACCGAAUCUUGAAAAUUUGAUUAAAUUUUAUCUAAAAUUGAAAUUGGAAACGAGCGAAGUGUGUCAUUUACUGAUGUGGCAUCACAUGUAAUAUUUUUUAUUCUAAACAUGUGGAUCCCACAUUAUACAUCAUAUAUAAUUAAAAAAAAAAAAAACCCCUCUCUUAUCUCUCCUUCCACUCUCUUUUUCUCUUUUCUCUCUUUCUAGAAGAUGAAUUGCAUUCGUCCAUGUGUCUCAGCAACUUUUGCACAGAAUGCAAUUAACAUCUGAACAAUUCCCUUCAAGGGCUGUACAUCACAAGCAUGACACAAGAACAAAAGCCACUUCUGCUGAUUUCUAAAAUGUCGAUCUCGAUUUGCACUUUCUGAUAUAUAAAUGACACCAUUUGAAUUUUGAGUCUCUGAAGAGUUUGUAGGAGAAACAUUUUGAACAAUACUAGAACCUUCUGAAGUUAAAUUAUUUCAUUGAGCUUCAUCCUAACUAGAUAUUUUCUGAUGGAAAUCCUCUUAGAAAUGCUGUUCAAGUGAAAUGCUAGGGAUAACAGCUCUGUCCUGCAAAUGAGGAUGCCAUUGACCCUGCAAUAUUAUAUC
This is a messenger RNA of Hevea brasiliensis (rubber tree), 2779 nucleotides long. RefSeq names its product probable pectinesterase 15. The transcript has 5 exons. Gene Ontology annotation, biological process: cell wall modification. The record is from RefSeq and is a predicted model, not a curated record. Gene Ontology annotation, molecular function: pectinesterase activity. Bases 582 to 1874 code for a protein of 430 amino acids. NCBI's taxonomy places the organism in Eukaryota, Viridiplantae, Streptophyta, Magnoliopsida, Malpighiales, Euphorbiaceae.